AAAAUUCUGAACACAAAAAAAAAAAAAAAAAAUUAAAAAACUGAACUUUUCAGAAAUCAACCUUCUAACCUUGCAUUUUACGUCCAGGAAACCACCUUUAUUUGAAAAAAAAAUCAUGAUUUCCCAUUAUCUUCAAUCCCCAAAAAGCAGUUUUUCCCCUCCUUUUUUGUAAUUCCCGGUGAUAUUUUGCGUCGUGGUGGUUGUUGCUAACGUGCGCCGGGUGCUGAGAUUAGAGAAACUUGGUGUCAGGUCGGUCGGGUCGGGCCAAGUUAGAAACUCUAAGGGUGGGACAUUAUUUUUGUCUAGAAAUUAUCUGAGCCGUACACGUAGAGGUUCUGGAUUGUUUGAGCCGUUUAAUGGAGGGAGAAACAAUGGGUGUGGGACCCAGGAAGAUGAAUUGGGGUACGUGGGAAGAGCUUAUACUCGGUGGUGCUGUUCGCCGACAUGGGACGAAAGAUUGGAACGUCGUCGCAUCGGAGCUCCGUGCCCGGACUGUAUAUCCUUAUUGCUUUACCCCCGAGGCCUGCAGGACCAGGUACGAGGACUUACGUAAGCGCUACUCUGGCUGCAAUGCUUGGUUUGAAGAGUUACGAAAGCGACGAGUUGAAGAGCUGAAGCGGGAAUUGGAGAGAUCUGAAAGCUCCAUUGGGUUUCUUGAGUCAAAGAUUGAAAGCCUAAAGGCUGAGAGGGAACAAUCUGGUCAGUUAGACUAUGGACUGAGUCGCACUGAAUCUCCUGCUCCUCCGACAAAAUCAGAAGAUAUUGAGUCUUUUGUGAAAGAUGAAGCAAAAGAUGGGCUGUCUGCUGGCAGCUUCACACUUGAUAUUAGAACAAACCAGUCCCCUGAGUCUCAGGUUCCCACCAUACCCUCAACAGAUGUGAAGCUAGAACGUUCAGAGUCUUGUGAACGGGACAAAGUUCCAAGUACAAGCAAGGUGACAGAGGUUUCCAAUGGAAAUGGAGGGGCUGUAAGGAAGAGAAGAGGUAAGAGGAGAAGAAAAGAUACCGUUUGGGAUGCCAAAGAAGGGAGCAUUGAGGAGAGUGACAAUGUAUGUUCUACCAGUCUCGCCUCCACUUCUCACUGUAAAGAAGCAUUAACCAGUUGUGAACAAAGUAUUAGGCAUUCAGCAGUAAGUGAUCAUAGAGGAGGUUUAUCUAGGUUUAGGAACGAUGACCUGAUGAGGAUUUUCACCUCUAUUACACAGCAUGAAGCUGCUAUGGUCUUCAGGCAUCGUCUUGAUAGUCAGAAGAGAGCAAGAUACAAGAAAAUGAUAAGGCGACAUAUAGAUAUCGAGACAGUAAAAUCAAGACUGGCGAGUUGGUCAAUCAAAACACCAGGUGAACUCUUCAGAGAUUUCCUUCUGCUAGCCAAUAAUGCCAUGGUAUUUUACUCGAAGAGGACGAGGGAAUACAAAGCAGCAAUGGCUUUAAGAGACAUUGUCACUAGAGCAUAUCGACAGCAUUACAAAAGCUCUUACUACAAAGCUACAUCUUCCCUCCUGCCCUUUCCAACGAUUGGUAAUCCACCUGGGAAGCCACGAAGUGUUCGCCCUCGCCCUUCUAAAGACAAACUUCAAGCCAAGUAUGGCAAUAAUAUGAAAGACAUUAUUGCUGGAAAAGUAGGAAGACAGAAUCAUAGACCAGGUGAUGCUGAUUCUAAGGUACCAUUGCAAUCUUUGUUAUCAGCUAAGAAGGGCUUCAAGAGGCCUGAAAAAAUCAAGCGUGGACCGAUUAUCGAGUCUGUUAAUGUACAAACUAAAGUACAAGCUAAGGAAUCCACACAACAUAAUAUUAAGGUUAAAGAGGACCAUCGAAUUAAGCCUGUAACCAAAGAAAGGAAAAGGGCUCGGCAAAAGUGAUUUGUAGUUUCCAUAAUCUUUAGUUACUUUAUCCACUCUCUUUUUUUUUUCCCUUCAUUUUUUCAUCUUUCUAUUUUCUGUGGCCAUUUUGCGACUAGGCCUCAUCUUGAAAGAGGAGAAAUGCAGGUGUAAUACUAAUAAAGGUGUGAUUAUCAGCUUCAAAUUAGUUUCCAUGUAAGUAUUACCCAUAAAUGAUAAAUGUGUAAUCUCCCAAAA
Molecule: messenger RNA, 2075 nt
Organism: Nicotiana attenuata
Lineage: Eukaryota; Viridiplantae; Streptophyta; Magnoliopsida; Solanales; Solanaceae
Exons: 4
Coding region: 357-1859 (500 amino acids)
Molecular function (GO): protein binding
Source: RefSeq, a predicted model, not a curated record